Molecule: messenger RNA, 3341 nt
Organism: Pantherophis guttatus
Lineage: Eukaryota; Metazoa; Chordata; Lepidosauria; Squamata; Colubridae
Gene: RAB8B
Product: RAB8B, member RAS oncogene family
Molecular function (GO): GTP binding; GTPase activity
Source: RefSeq, a predicted model, not a curated record
CCCGCCCGUCAGUCGGCGGCGGCGGCGAAGAUGGCGAAGACCUACGACUACCUCUUCAAGCUGCUGCUGAUCGGCGACUCGGGCGUGGGCAAGACCUGCCUGCUCUUCCGCUUCAGCGAGGACGCCUUCAACACCACCUUCAUCUCCACCAUCGGAAUUGACUUUAAAAUCAGAACAAUAGAACUAGAUGGGAAGAAAAUCAAGCUGCAAAUAUGGGACACCGCAGGCCAGGAGAGAUUCCGCACCAUCACAACAGCCUAUUACAGAGGGGCCAUGGGGAUAAUGCUGGUUUAUGAUAUCACCAAUGAAAAGUCUUUUGACAAUAUUAAAAACUGGAUCAGGAACAUAGAAGAGCACGCUUCUUCGGAUGUGGAAAGGAUGAUCCUGGGCAACAAAUCUGACAUGAAUGAGAAAAGGCAAGUUUCGAAGGAAAAAGGAGAAAAGUUAGCAAUUGACUAUGGCAUCAAAUUUCUGGAAACCAGUGCAAAGUCCAGCAUCAACGUGGAAGAGGCUUUCUUCACCCUUGCACGGGACAUUAUGACAAAGCUCAACAAAAAAAUGAACGACAACAUUUCGGCAGGUGCGAGCGGGCCCGUGAAGAUCACAGAGAACCGGUCGAAGAAGAGCAGCUUCUUUCGAUGCUCGCUGCUUUGAUGAACUUCUCAUAAGAGACUGCAGCAUACCUAGAACAAAAAAAAUACCUUUUCCUGCUUCUCUGAAAGCACAGGCUCCCCCAGCCUCAGAGCUGUUACCGCCCGGCUGCUGCUGAGGGCUCUGCUUGGACCUAGAACGGGCUAAACCGAGAGAAUGGAUGGGACUCCCUCUCCGUUGGCCGCCAUCGCCAGCCUCCCCACUCCGAGACAUGGAAGCUGUGAAGUUGAGAGACUCCCACCUGCCGGAGCUCCGUUUCCUUCCUUCCUUCCUUGUUUUCUUUCUUUCCUUUUUCUUUCAUUCUUUCUUUCACUGCCUGCUUCAAAAACUGCUGAGUAUUUCCUUUGCACAUCUCUGUUAGUCCUUGGUUGAAAGUUAGGACCGGGUCGUUAGAGGCACAGGGUACUGGGUUGGUGUACUGGCAGGCUUGGUCCGUUUCUUUUUUUCCUUUUCAGUGACCACAAACCUCUUUGUUUGUCAAGGGACAGCUGGGGCCUCUAGGGCUGGGCUGGGCUGGGCUGGGCUGGGCUGGGCUGGGGGGCUCUGCUAUCUGAGACAGCAGCCCACCCGCCUGCCCUCCUUUGUGUGCAGAUGUUAACCUGCAGUCCAGAAGGGAGGCUGGCUGGAAGACCCCCGGGCUCCAUGGCCUUGGAAGGGGAACUGCUACUGGUGGGAAACAGGGGCACACAUAGGGCGGGUGCAUGUUCUGGAUCUUUUUCCUCCAGGGAUGCCAAUAAACAAUGCCACCAUAACGUCGGCGUGGAAAACCCAAACCACCUAAAAGCUCCUUUGGGGCUCGGAUGGUUUAACAAAGACACAACUCCGUGUAGGUCAAGCUGAGUUUGCUGGUCUGACGGCAGCAUGUCCCCUUUCUGGGUCCUGAAUGUCCCCCUCGCCCUUCACUACAUUCCCCUCGUUCCUUAAUCUGGCUCUGCUAAGGCUUGGGGUCUGUUUCUUGGGGCAUCCGGUUGAACCCAGGACCCGGGUUUCCUCCCUUCAUUAAGGGGGGAGAGCAACCUGGGCCCCGGUCAGAAGGAAGCGAGGACUCACUGAGGAACUUUUCUUGGGUCUCCAAGACACCCAUCUGUGAAUCAGCCAUCACUGAAGCUGAGCUGCCCUUUCCUUUCCAGGCAACCGGCCGCCUCCACACGGGUGCUUUACUUUUAUUGACGUGCCAAACCAACACUCUGCGCGGGGAGACUCCUGGCCUCACCGCCUGCCUCCCCUGGGAAGCGCCGCCUUCCCGCCAGUCCACUCUCUUCACCUGACAGUAUUUCACUCCUGAGUCUUAUUCGGGGACACCUGGUGCAGGUGAGCCAUCUUGGCAGGUCGUGCCAUCUUCAGCUCCACCGCCAGGCCCUUCAGCAACGGCUGCAAUGCCCUUGCGUGAUUCAGCACAUGGGCAGAGUUGGCCUGAUCUCCACGUCAACCCAAGGGGUGCAAAGUGCUUUCUUUGAGGGAGGGCACCCACAGGGCAUGCCCCCCCCAAGUCCCUCCUGAUUGUAGACCCCUUCGGCACUGUCGUGAAACCCAGACAGUCAUGCCCGUUGCGUCUUUCCUUCCCUCGGCUUUUCUCUUGGUCUCCUUUUCUUCCAUAUCUCGGGUUCUGCCAACCAACGCUUUGUCUCUGAGAAGGUUCCCUCGGGAGAGCCUGCAACUAGUCGAAACGUUAUAAAGUGCUUUUUGAAGCAGCAGCAUAUUGGGGUAUCUACUCUGUUUUAUUAAAAAAAUGCUAUUUUCUUACUUCUAGCUGUGCUACAGUGUACAUAAUUUGAGUAAGACCAUAGGAAAUCCACUUUAAGCUUGGUGUUGUAAAGUUAACACACGAUUAACUUACCUUUAUAAUGUUAAAAGUUUAGGUUUUGUUCCUGUCGGUUGUUUAACGACAGAAUUAUUUCUUCCCUGCUGGAUUUUUUUUUUAAGAGGCCGUCCCCUGAAAACAGCCUUAGUCUUCAGGAACAAGGAUGGCCUCUGCAGCCACAGGACGGCCAGGGCGCCUGCUGAAUUUUCUUCCCCGUGGGUUCACGGUAGGGAAGGCUUGUCGAGAGAGACCUGUUGCCUCUCGUCCUCCAGUCUGGGUGCUCCAGAUGUGCUGGGCUGCUCUUCCCGUCACUCAAGGUUGGCUGCAGCAAAGCACAUCUGAUGGGUGGCCAGUUGGAAAAAGGCCACGGAGUAGAGUGACCGGUUGCAAAGGCUCUGGCCCGGCGGUCAACAAUGGGUUGGGGUCAGUCUCCUCUCCUUCGCUUGAGCAGAGCAGGCCGCUUGCAAAGCAGGGGCCCUCAGAAGUCAAACCUCCUUAGUUUUGAGCACUGAAGCCCACCCCGGAGUGGCUCCCUGCCUGUUGGGCCGGGGUCUGGACUUCUGGCCCGUCUUCGAGGGGAGGGAGGCCCUUCGACCUUGCUCCUCGUAAGAUCCAAAUAUGACUUUCCCUCCCCCUGUUCCUGGCUUCCUGCCCCUGUCCUUUCAUUGCCCCCUUCUUCUCCCCCAUUUUAAGGGUUUUUAAGUACUACCUGCCCGGUUCCACCUUCAGGCUCCUGUGCUGCAUGUGAGAUCAGAAAAAGAAACCUCUGUAUAGUACUUGUAUAAUACUUGCCAGCUUUUUUUUAAUAAAUGGGGUAUGUACAUGUACCAAGUGCUUUCACCAUGUCUUAUUUUCAGAUGUGAAAGAAUAAAAUCCAUUACGAUGGGUA